AUGAGUGACUCUAGCGAUCGCGUUACACCGGUAUCGUCUUCAAGAGAUUUAAGUAAUCUGCAAUCUCUGGCAGCUCUCCGAAGGAUUGAAAGAGCCCCAUCACAUUCAUGGGAUGAGGAUCAACGGGAACUGUUGACCAUUCUGUAUAGGUGGUACGACGAUUCCAACCCGACUACUCUUCCCCGGGUCUUCAACCAUGUCACAGGCCUUGAUCUUCGUGUAUCAGUCGUACGGCAUCAGUUUGAGGGCCACGUGUUGCUGUUUGGCGGGCGCGCCUUUCCUGAGUACGCCCGGGUAAUGGCUAUUCCAUUUCACGAUCCACAAGGGCGGUACAAUGCUAUCCGUGGGAUUAUCGAAGAAACUGCCAUAGACUUAGGUGUCAGUUUACAGCGCAGAGAAAUAGAAAUUGCGUUCAAUUCUGGCGCCGCGCGGUGGGCGAAGUCCCCAAGGACCAGAAGACUGUAUAGGUCCCUGGUUCGCCGCGCUGCGCAGAAGGAGAAAGAAAAGGGUCGAAUUUCUCGAUUGACUCAAUCUGUUGUAUUGUCGUCAGAUCAGCAAGCAAUAUCGAUGUCAGAAUGUCUGCUUGGGAAUGUAGCAUUGUCCACAGACAAUCAAGAGGAAAAGUGGUCUGAUGUUGAAAACCCGAGCCCCCGUGCGGCUUCAGUGAAAAAAUUGCGGUCCCUUAUAGAGCCUAUCAAGCGAAACAUUGCCUUUCGCGUCUGGGAUAAGAACAGUCGCACGCCAUUCAGUGAAGAAGACGGAUUCGUCAGCCAGGCAUUUUCCAUCUGGCGCGGUGAGCAUCCUCCUCCAUUCACUCCGGACGGUGAGGGCAGGGCUGCACUUAAGCUGUUGACCAACCUGCAUUUGUGUUUGAAGGGCGGGGCGUCUACUUUUGUUUCCUUGUCUACAAGCUUACUCCAGGCUUUGGUCAAAGCAAGCACUAUGGAUGACCCGUGCAUAGCUAUUGAACGCAUGGUAUGGGCUUCGGUACCCGCCGAAGCAAUUCUACAUCACUUCCCUAUCGCCGACCUUCACACCGUGGCACAAAGUGAUCCCAUCUGCUCUCAGCUUCUAAACCUAUCCGCAUUUCAACCUCGUAGACGCACACGCCACGUUUCUGAUCGCAUGCGCGAACAGCGCAAUACCAUCACCACACAUACUGUACAAGCGGUGGCAGGCAUUGCGCGAGCGUUUGGCAUGCAUCGUGAACGCGUUAGUCUCGUACAUAUCCAAGGUUUCAUUGCCGCUUUGGUAGAUUCGUUUCAACUUCGCUACGACGAGACGGGAGAUGCACACGCGAACAGCAUCUCACAUAACUUUGCAGUGACGCUUCGAUCACGCUGUCACCGCAUCGAAGACGUUGCUCUCGCGUUUCUCGAGGGUGCCAGACAGGGCAACGAUGUCAUUGCGUAUUACUCGCGCCGCCGGUCGUAG
Bipolaris victoriae FI3 is the source of this 1434-nucleotide messenger RNA. RefSeq lists its product as hypothetical. The record is from RefSeq and is a predicted model, not a curated record. NCBI's taxonomy places the organism in Eukaryota, Fungi, Ascomycota, Dothideomycetes, Pleosporales, Pleosporaceae. Bases 1 to 1434 code for a protein of 477 amino acids. The transcript is spliced from 3 exons.